This is a messenger RNA of Podarcis muralis (Common wall lizard), 7917 nucleotides long. RefSeq names its product myocardin (gene MYOCD). Gene Ontology annotation, biological process: positive regulation of transcription by RNA polymerase II; smooth muscle cell differentiation; cardiac muscle cell differentiation. NCBI's taxonomy places the organism in Eukaryota, Metazoa, Chordata, Lepidosauria, Squamata, Lacertidae. Gene Ontology annotation, molecular function: transcription coactivator activity. The record is from RefSeq and is a predicted model, not a curated record. Gene Ontology annotation, cellular component: nucleus.
CUGUUGGUAGUAAUAGCGGAUCAGAUAUCAAACUUCUGUCUUUCCUAAAGACCCUUUAGGGAUAGUCUGCUCCCCGCUAGACUAUGACAUCAGUCAGGACACCCGGUGAUGUUGCUGAUAGUAAACUCUGAGAAAGGAGGGGAGGGUGGGAUAGAAAGGAGGGGUCUGCUAGCUAAAAGUUAAUUAGCCCAACACAGUGCAAGGGCAUACAGUAGGCUUUCGCGGAGGGUCAGUGCUGGAUGGGACCAAACCUUUCCUGAGUUACACUUCUGCUGCUUUCUGCAAUCACCUAGACUCCGAGGGAGGGCUAGAUGAGUUGUGAUUCAUUGGUCGUGAUCAGCUUCUCUUCUUGGAGCCAGUUAAUGGUUUGAGCGUUGAGGGGCUUUCUGGCACUGGGAAUUAUCACAAGGCAUCACCAUGACACUUCUGGGGUCUGAGCAUUCUAUGCUGAUUCGGAGCAAAUUCAGAUCAGUUUUACAGUUGCGGCUGCAGCAGCGAAGAAGCCGAGAGCAGCUCGCCAACCAGGGAAUCAUGCCACCGCUGAAAAACCCCUCUCCCUUCCAUGAGCAAAAGAAGAGCUUGGAGAGAGCCAAGACUGAAGAUUAUUUAAAGCACAAGACCCGAAACAGACCUGAGCGCUCAGAACUGGUUGAUAUGCACAUUUUACAGGAUUCAACCACAGAAGGGUCUGUCCAGGCUACUCAGAUGAAACUGAAAAGAGCCCGUCUUGCAGACAAUCUAAAUGAGAAAAUUGCUCUUAGGCCAGGUCCUCUGGAGCUGGUGGAGAAGAAUAUCAUUCCUGUUGACUCAGCUGUGAAAGAAGCCAUCAAAGGUAACCAAGCAAACUUCUCUAAAUCCUCAGAUGCUUUUGCUUUUGAAGAAGAUAGUAGCAAUGAUGGGCUGUCCCCAGAGCAGAUCAGAAGCGAAGAUUCCCAGGGAUCCACAGAAUCAGCAGCCGGAAUCAAAAUUUCAGAAGCAACGUUACCCACAAUGUCAGGGACAACUCAGGAUCAUUCCGUUGGCUCUGAAAAUGAUACGGCUGAUAUGACAUCUCUGAGGAAUGGCCAGCCAGAAAGUCCUAAACAACAGAAUGGGCAACAAACACCUCCUGGCACUGUUACCACAUCUGCAAAGUCAAAACCAUUGAGCGAUAGCAAGAAUCGCCACAAAAAGCCCAAGGAGAUGAAGCCAAAAGUGAAGAAGCUUAAGUACCACCAGUACAUUCCCCCAGACCAGAAGGCGGAAAAGUCCCCUCCGCCCAUGGACUCGGCCUAUGCAAGGCUCCUGCAGCAGCAGCAGCUCUUCCUGCAGCUCCAGAUCCUCAGCCAGCAGCAGCAGCACCGGCACCAGCAGCACUUCAACUAUCCGGGGCCCCAUUCCAUGCAGCUGAAGCAACCCAAUGAGCAAAUGGCCAAAACCUCAAACUCUUCCCCAUCGACAGUUGCCAACAGCCCUCUUUCCCCUGGGAAGGGAAGCUUUUCAGGGCAAUCCUGCAUUUCGUCUCUCAAGCCAGGUCCUCUCCCAUCCAACCUGGAUGAUUUAAAAGUGUCGGAGCUGAGGCAGCAGCUCCGAAUAAGGGGCCUCCCUGUAUCAGGUACGAAAACGGCCUUGAUGGAACGCCUGCGGCCCUUCCAGGAGUGCAGCGGGGGUUCUGUGCCCAGCUUCAAUGAGAUAACCACCGUCACCUUCCCAGUGACACCAACCAACUCUCUCUCCAGCUACCAGUCGCAGUCUUCGGCCAGCCUGCUGUCCAAUGGCUUUUACCACUUUGGCAGCACCAGCUCUACUCCCCCCAUCUCCCCAGCUUCCUCAGACCUGUCGGUGAAUGGCUCCUUGCCAGACAGUUUCAACGAAGGACCAAUGUCUUCCCCCCAUUUUGUCCUGCACCCUUCCCCUGUGCAAGGCGGCUGUGAAGAAAGCCUGAUGGGAAGCAUGAACGGCGCUGGCAUCCAGCUCGACGUGGAAAGGGUUGACACAGAGAAAGACAAGAUGCUGGUGGAAAAGCAGAAGGUCAUCAAUGAGCUGACCUGGAAACUGCAGCAAGAGCAGAGGCAAGUGGAAGAGCUGAGGAUGCAGCUGCAGAAGCGCAAAAGGAGCCACGGCUUGGACGAGAAGCAGCCCUCUCCACACUUCUUCGGCUUUCCGAUCAAGCAAGAAAACCCAGCGUCCAGUUGUCCCUUUGCCUCUAAGCAAGCUCCCUUGAAAGGCCAGGCUAGCAACUCGGACACACUGAGAAACUGUGGGACACCUCAGCUGCCCCAUCUUGUAAAUAGCCAUUGCAUGGAACCGUCAGGACAGAGCGGCAUACUGUCCUCCACAUUCCUAAGCCCACAGUGCUCUCCCCAGCAUUCUCCACUAGAGGCAGCAAAGAGUCCGCAACACAUCAGCCUUCCACCCUCACCAAACAGCCAUUACCUCCUCUCUGUGUCCCCCAGCACUCAGGGAGAAGGACGCAGCAGCUCUCCACAGCCCAGCAGCCAUCUUCGCACAGCUCCAGUGCCAGCACAAGGUAGUCAGAAGUAUUCCAUUCUGUCUCCUGGCUUUUGCAAGUCAAAUGCUGCCCUCCCAGAUGGAAAGCAGCCACCACCCUACGCUGAUGCUGUGAAACAGCAGAUGACCCGAAGCCAGCAAAUGGAUGAACUGUUGGAUGUGCUUAUUGAAACUGGAGAAAUGCCUGCAAAUGCCAAAGAGGACCGCCCUUGCCUUCAGAAGGUGCCUCAGAUAACAGUGUCUUCAGGGACCUCCGGCACUUCCUCGCUACUGAAGACAUCUGCUUCAUUUGAGCAAGGCCCCUCAGGUCAGCUGUCCUUUGAACACUGCCCUAGCAGCAACGACAGUCAUCUGGAAAUCUUGUUAAAUUCCCACAGCCCUCUGGGGCGGUCGAGUGAAAUCACCCUACUGAAAGUGGGUGAAGAACCACACUUUGAAGGGGUGAUGGAAGGAUUUUCCAACAAAGCUGCCGAUGAACUGCUGACACCCCACGAGAUCCUGCCCACUCCCCUGUCGCCCAUGGAGACCCAGCUGUCUCCCUCUUCUGGAGAAGGAACUGGUUUGCACAUGAGCUUCACAGAGUCUCCUUGGGAAACAAUGGAAUGGCUGGACCUCACUCCGCCUAGCUCAGCCAAUGGUUUCGGUUCCCUCACCACCACUGGGCCCAGCAUCUUCAACAUUGAUUUCUUAGAUGUUAGUGAUCUCAACUUGAACAGUACCAUGGACCUGCAUUUACAACAGUGGUGAACAGAAUAAGCCUUAUGUGUGGGGAUGCAGCUAAACACAAACAGAUUUCCAUUAAAGAGACUCAGAUACUUUAUCAGAGAGCUCUGGUGACAGCCAGGGAGAAGAAACUGGAGUCAGUUUUCCCAGGACAUUCCCCUCCCCUAUUACAAAUGAAAUUGCCAGAUAAUCUCCCACACACCACAAAGCAAAUCUCUGGCGCAGGAGUCUCCUCCUCAGCAAGCACAGCUAACUUUAGUAGCUUCCAGACCUCUUCCAAGAAAGACUCACUCUGCAGCAGAAUUAUGUUUGGUAUGCACAUCCAUUUCAUCCCUAACAUAUCUAUCAUCCGGAUCAGGUUCUGCUAUAUUGUCUCUUAUUGCCUACUGUGGAAAAAAAUUUGGUUCACUUACAGCUUCCAUCACAUUGCAUGGCAGCCACUGCCUUUCCUCCUGAUUAUAUACAUGAAGACUUAAAAAAAAAGUCAGCUCACGAAGAAGCCAUUGUCACACCAGUAACCUCCAAGCCAUCCUUUCACUAAACACUUCUCUCUCUCUGCCCUGUCUUACCAAUUUUAAAGGCACUUGAAAUAGAAGUAAAGCAAUCUGACUUGUUUAUGUGGUGGGCACUCAGCUUGGAAAGAACAUGGAGUAAUAUAAAAAGCAAGUACAUAAAUGAAGGAUUUUUAAUUGACUAGAAGUUUGGGGUGACUUCUAUCAAUUUUCUGUUUCAGGGUACAUUCCUCCUUUCAUAAGUACUUUGCUCAUUUCUUAAUUAAAUUAAAAAUAUAAACAUGUAUAAUUUGAUAUAGAUAUAGAUAAAUCUAUAGCAUUUCAAACCCACUAUUAAAACCAACCAUAUUCUUAUAUAUAAAUAUCUGUGUGUAUCAGAUUGUCAUGAAUAAAUUUACAACAAGCAAUAAAGUAAUCGUAACUUAUAAAAAUGGAAAGGAUUACCAAUUUAAAUUCUGUUUCAAAUUCCAAAAACACUUUGAAGGACUCACAUGCCUCCUCAUAUACUAAAUAAUUUAUUCAGUUUAAUAAACAGGCAGUCUUAAAUAAAUUGAUAAUAUUGAAUAAUAUGUUGCCCAGAGCUGAUCUGAAAAAGUGACAAAGUUUAACAAGUGAAGGUUGCAAAUCUACGACUAAGUCUACCACGGUGGAAGAAACUGGGCAACUUACCCCUUGUAGCCUGAACCUAUGGCCUUUGUCUGUCUUUAAAUUAAGAUAUUGCCAGAUCUAAGUCCGUCAGUGAUGGUACAGAAUGCAGUCUGGGUUUUCUCUGCAUGUCACAACAGAUCUGUAUGCAGUAUCAUACAUGACCAUCAAGCUGCUGCUAGAAUGCUCACACCUGUUACUGCACAGGGCAGACCCCAAAAAGGAGGCUGCCAGGUUUUCAUCUAGGGCAAGGUCAGGCUAGCUGGUACAAGGCAGGACCACGGCAGGCCCAGCUACGCAGCAACCAUUUCCCAGCCCAAAGGCUUCAUACCAAGCACCAGAUACUCAUUAUGUUCCUAACCAUCGCUUUCCUGAGGGCAGACCAGAAUAUUGCAAUGUUUCACUCAAAUAUGUUGCCUCCUUAAAAAAAGAUGCAAAUGCUGCCUGCCUGGGAGGGUACCUUUGUUCACAUGUGGGUAGGCUUCACCCAGGUGAUGACUCCACAGCUAUAUAUACAAAACAAAGUCUGGGUUAUGAGCAAAGCACUAUGUUGUGAGAUAUCUACCCUUCAUUCGUUUUAACUGUAGUUCUCCCUUUAUACCACAAAGUGAGGGCCCAGCCCUCAGCCACAAUUCCAAACUAUACUCAGAUCCACUUGAGCAACAGAUCCUCACUACACCGCUGAAUGUCCACAGUAACAACUGAAUGUUAUAAUUUACCUAUACAGUGGUACCUCUAGAUACGAACUGGAUCCGUUCCGGAGCCCCGUUUGCAUCUAGAAGCAAACAUAACUAGCAACGGCAUGUCGCACACACGCGUCACUUUCGCCGCUUCUGCGCAUGCGCGUGACAUCAUUUUGAGCGUUUGCACAUUCACAAGCAGCGAAACCCGGAAGUAAUGCACUCUGUUACUUCUGGGUUGCCACGGAGCGCAACUCGAACGCACUCAACCCGAAGCGCAUUCGACCCGAGGUAUGACUGUAAAUGAUUAUUAGUAAUUUCCUUAAUGCCCAGUGAGCUUACUGUUUGUUUCCUUGCACAUACCUUCUUAUCUUUCAUUCUAGCAAGUUCAAAACCCUUUACAUUCCCCUCAGUUUUACUUUUGCCAGUAGACCAAAUCCUGAGUGGUUGGGCAUAGGAAGCAGAUAGUUGACUUUGGUGAGAGGAGCUGGGGGCCAGAUCUUGAGUCUAGUUAUGAGACUGACAAAAGAAAUGUAGAAGCAAAAGUCCAAACGGCACUUAAAUUGUAUCCUACUUGGCUCAAAGCUAGGUGGUAGUUUAAAACAAAUUACACUACUGUAUCUACAGUGAUGGAAAGCGUAUUUUAACUAAACCGGUCCCUAUAUGUCAGGAUUUAUUAUUAUUUUUAAAAAACAAAAUAACUUCUGCUUCCUGUUGCAACCAAAUCUGAAAAUGGCAGCUGUAGUCAAAGGUGCAUCACGCUGCAAAAUACUAGUUAAGCAGGUGAAUAAGCCUUUAAAACAAUAGUUUGCUAUGACGUUUAUGGCCCUUGCCGGUGCUGUAAAUACAGCUUAAGCAGGUGGUGAGACAUAUGUUGAAAGGGGAGGGCAGGUACUUAUAUAGGUACUUCCAAAUUGGCAACUCUUAGUUGUGCACAAUCAUUACUCUCCAUAAAGUCUUUUCCAUACAGAAAAACUUUCCACUCUCAGAGUUGAGGAUAUAGUACUUGUUUUAUGUGUAAUCUGCACUACUAGACAUGACAUAGGCAUGAAAGUGGGAAAGGGACCAUUCUGAACAAGCCAAAUAAUUUCUUUAAUUUACAACAAACCACUUUUUAAAAGUUCUAUUAUAUGAUUUGUUUUUAUGGCUUCUUUAAAAAGACAGCACUUUUUAAAUGAAGAUAAUGGUAAGAAAACAACAAUUUUAAAAGCAAUUUCAAUUCUUAAAAUUUGAGUUAAAUUGUUUUUCAUUUAAGUACAAUUGUGUGAUUAUUUCAAUUCUAAUAAAUAGGCAAAAGUGUUCUAGCACAAAUAAAAAGAUGCGUUAAAAAGCCAUACUUACAAAAUUGUGCAAAUGGAAAAACUAAUAGGGAUGGUGUGCUGAAGUAGAUGACUACCAACAGGUUCACCUGCCCAGUAUGUCAGAGUGUAUAUAAGAUCCACACAAAAAGCACUGAUUAGUACAGCUAUGGGGAUCGUACUGUUGUUCUCUUUUAAAAAUGGUAUGAAGAGACAGAAGGAAAAACAGGAUAAUAAUUUGAUGACAUCAUGCUGAUGUCCCACAGAAAGCGUGAAGCAUUCAGCCAUAAACACCUAGCAUGGAAGCCUGCAGCAUCACAAAGCACAUUCUACUACAGCAGAAUGGUGCCUAAGAACAGCAAGACAAUAGCACUCAACUGAACCAAACAGAUACCUUGCAAUGCACACAAUACCAAUGUGAAGAAUCACCUUGCAAAAUAAACCUCUACUGCCUCCUUCACAUGGUGCUGCACCACUUUCAAGACAUCCUUUCCUUCAACACACCUGUCUGUGAUCUACGCUACACAAGCAGCAGUCUCAUUGACAUCAUAUUCAACCUUUCGAUUGCCUAAGGCUUGUGAAAAGAAGCUCCCAUUUACAGUAUUGUGACACAGAACUAACCACACAGGAUGCUCAAGUCCACAAUAUCUUCGUGCCUUAGCCAUUGCUUUUUUCUGGAUUUCCUGCCCAGCCUCACCUGUAGUGCAGGGAGCAGAGUGAAAAUCCCAUGCAAGGUCUUCCAGAGAACGGCUAUGAAUCCACAUCCAAAGAGGAGGAGCUUGUUCUUCUUGGCUAGCUGGGUACUUUGCAGUAUUGGCCAAUUCAUCAGUGUUUUUAUUUCUUCUGUAAACCUCUGUGCACUGCAAUUCAGAAAGGUCGCACAGUAUGGAAGGGCAUGUGUAAGAAACAGUUUGUGGCUGCUUUGGACCGAUCUGGCCAUUUCCUGAAACUGUGUAAAAGUAUUGCAAACCAAAGCUAAUUACAAAACUAUUUACCAAAUGAGUGUAUUUAAUAUUGUGUUACUGGAAGGAGUUGUUGGAAAUCAAGACAGUACAAAAAGGACCACGUGCCCUCGUGUGUCUUCUUGGCUGAAGAACAGCCUGGACCAGGAGAGCUGUCUCUGCAGACCUCAGUAGGGGUGACUAAACUUCUGAGGUCAAGUAGGGGAAGAACGAACAACUGGUUUUAAUAUUGCUGCAUGUUGUAUAAAAAAAUGUUAAGUUUUUUUAUAAGGUCACUAUUUAAAGCAUGAAUUUUCUAUUGUACAAAUGUUCACACAGUGCACUGGUAGGAUAGAACAAUCCUUCACAUGCUUGUUUUCUUUUACUUAAUUUUAAUAUGCAAAAAGUUAGAAGUCAUUCCAUUGAGGCUUUUUAAUAGCACUUGAAUACAGACUAGUUUUAGGUGCUACACUGCCAUGCGGUACAGGGCUUUUUAUCCUUAUUUAAAGGGAUGCUGUCAACUAUAUAUAUAUAUUAAAAAAACCACACUGUAAAUAAACACAAUGCCUUACCUCUGUGAUCAGCACUGCCAUACUUAAUUAAAAGACUCCCUGUGAUGUCACACUGA